AUGGCCUGCACUAAAGAUACUGUCAAAUUCAGCGGCCUGAACAUCUGGUCAGAAGAGGCUGGACCCGCACCAGAAGUUGAUAUCAUCGCAGUUCAGGGGCUAGGAUCUCACCCGUAUUACACAUGGGUCAAGAAGGCGCCAGCAUCGUCAGGCAACGAAUCAAAGAGAUUGAGAGAUAAAGCGCGAUUCUGGAGAAGCAGAAAACCAAACGAAUCUCUGCAAGGCAAUAUCCAAGAAGAUAUCUCGACGGAAUGUAUGUGGCUCCGGGACUUAGUGGUGCCUGAAUUCAAGAAAGCACGGGUCGCUACAUAUAGCUAUAAAUCGGACUGGAGGGAUCGAGACGUCAAGACCAGCCUCCGCCAAUGUGCUGAGCAGUUCUUGAACAUCUUAUCCCAACAUCGGCAGCAGGAAAUUGAACGCCGGAGACCACUUGUGCUAAUCGGCCAUAGUCUCGGGAGUCUUGUCAUUCAACAGGCACUGGUCAUUGCCUUCCACCAAAAAGAUUUUACAGACCUACGCCUUUCUGUAACCGGUAUCAUCUUCCUUGGUGCACCUUUUCAGGGAAGCGAUGUAGCGUCUCUCGGAACAUGGCUGGCUCGGAUGUCAAAAACUGAUACUACGUUAUUAAAGUUAUUAACAAAGAAUAGUCCAAGCCUAAAUGCACUCUCGCGAGACUUCUGGGGGAGUCAUCGCGACUGGGAUCUAGUUUGUUUCUACGAGAGCAAAGGAGCUCAAUAUGGACCAAUAAAGAAACAGAUAGUUAGUUCACAGUCAGCUACUUUGCUCGGGAAGCGAAUGAUGUUCCUUGGCACAGAUCAUUCGGGUCUCAAUAAAUUUAGUGGAGUAGAUGACGAGAACUUCGCGCUGGUUCUACCCGAGCUUCGAAGAAUGGCUCAGGGCGGAGCCUCAAUUGUAGCUGACCAUAAUGGUGCUACGCAUGGCAAUGUACACUGGAUGGUACCCCGUGCUAUUAACAAUCUAUUUACCGGACGUACCAAGUUAAUACGCCAGGUACAAGAAUCUCUGCGCAAUAACCAAGCCAUCGAUUCUGGCAAACAAAGACGUUUUGUCAUUACGGGAUUAGGAGGACAAGGAAAGAGUGAGAUUUGUCUGAAGGUAGCGAGUUUGAUGCGGGAAGAGUUCUGGGGCGUAUUCUGGGUGAAUGUUGAUAACCCUUCUACGGCCGAAAGUGACUUUAUUGCCAUUGCAAAAGCCCUUGGGCGCUCGGCCGAGACUCUCGUGGAAGCUCUUCAGGUCCUCGCAACUACAAAACAAAACUGGCUCCUCAUCCUUGACAAUGCAGACGAUACAGACUUUGACUACCAAGUCUACCUGCCUUCUAGCACUCAUGGCGCUCUUCUUAUGACGUCCCGUGUUGCCGAAUGCAGGCGAUAUAGCCCCAACGCAUUUGAAGCACUAGAGGGCCUUGAGGACCAAGAUUGCAAGGAUCUCUUACUUAAGGCCUCCGAAUUUCCUCAGGAGUCGUGGCCAUCUUACGAAAGUCAAGCUAUGGAGGUGGUCCGGCUUUUAGGGUCGCAUACUCUCGCGCUGAUCCAAGCCGGGGCGUAUGUUGCGAGAGGUCACUGUCACUUGCAUCAAUAUCCCGAGGUGUUUCAACGACAACGAAAGCGACUCCUCGAGUACCGGCCGAACCAGGCGCAGUCGCGCUAUUGCGAUAUCUAUGCAACUUUCGAGGCAUCAGCAGAUGUUUUGAAGCGAUCCCACAGCGAGUGUAGCGAGGAUGCUCUAAAAUUGCUCGAUAUUCUUUCAAUGCUAGCUUCUAGCGUUCUUCCACUUGACCUAUUUCAAGAAGCAAGGUCUUAUGCCACCCGAAUUAAGGAUUCUAGUAGGAUUGAUGGCAUGUCUCGAAGUCAUGUUUCGAAACUACCCAAUUUUAUGAUCGCUGAUGCCGAAACAUGGGAUCCUUACCGUCUCAAAGAGGCUGUUUCUCUACUUUUAUCUCUUUCUUUAGUCACUGGGCAUGACCUGGAGGGCGCAGGCGGACUAUCAAUGCACCCACUGACAUACGCCUGGGCUAAGGAUCGCCAGGGCCCAGAACAACAACAAAAAUCUUGGAUUACUGCUGGAUGUGUUCUCGCAUUUUCUAGAUCUAGUGGUUCUGUAUGGCACACACAAGGAAGAAUAUUUCUGCCACACAUACAGUCUUACUUGGACAUGGAGGUUCGGAAUGCGCUUUGGUCCGGGUCUAAAGCUAUUAUUACCCCAGUUCUUAUAAAUUGCAUCUGGAUUCUAGAUUCUAUACGGCAAGACUCCAGAGCUGAACUCCUCUUGAGAGAGAUGUUUAUUGAACUUAGACAGAACCCCGCGAAGCCAUCGAUGGAAUAUUUACUGCUAUAUGAUUUUCAAGCAAAAAACUUACGUCUUCGAGGGAAGAGCAGGGAGGCCGUGGCGCUGGGGGAGCAGAUGAUUAAAAUCUGCGAGACACUAGCAGAGGAUCAUCCAAAUCGGCUAACCUCGCAGCAUGCACUUGGGAGUGCUUAUAUAGAAAAUGGGCAAGUGGAAGAGGCUAUAGCGCUACUAGAGCAGCAUAUACUUGGGCGUGCUUAUAUAAGAAAUGGGCAAGUGGAAGAGGCUAUAGCGCUACUAGAGCAGGUGGUUAAGAUCCGCGAGAUAACGCUAGCAGAGGAUGAUCCAAAUUGGUUAGCCUCGCAGCAUGAACUUGGGAGUGCUUAUAUGGAAAAUGGGCAGGUGGAAGAGGCGAGAGAGCUCUUGGAGCAUGUAGUGGAGAUAGACCGGACUAAACACCCGGAAGGUCAUCCGGGACGAAUGGUGUCGGAGCAGUUACUUGCGUCCUGGUCUUGA
Lachnellula hyalina is the source of this 2823-nucleotide messenger RNA. It is a transcript of the gene Serac1, whose product is annotated as Protein SERAC1. The transcript is spliced from 8 exons. Bases 1 to 2823 code for a protein of 940 amino acids. NCBI's taxonomy places the organism in Eukaryota, Fungi, Ascomycota, Leotiomycetes, Helotiales, Lachnaceae. Gene Ontology annotation, molecular function: protein binding; ADP binding. The record is from RefSeq and is a predicted model, not a curated record.